UCUGAUGAAGAGUUGAAAGAUCUCACACUUAUAGACAUCGAAAACAAGCUAAAGAGCUACAACAAGAGCCUUAGAGAUUUUCCCUCUAUGCCAUUUUCCGACAUGGAGACAUGCUCGGCUUAGUUCUUCCCCAAUGGUGUAAACCGGUUAAUUUGCGAUGAGCUACGCUAUGAUAGGCGUAGUUUACGUGAUGAACACAACAAUUAUUUACAAAUGAUGACAGAUGAACAGAAAGAGGUAUACAAACAGAUAAUAAGUGCUGUGGAUGGUGCACAUGGUGGAGUUUUCUUUUUAUAUGGAUAUGGUGGAACAGGAAAGACUUUUGUUUGGAAGACAUUAGCUUCUGGGUUAAGGUCAGAUGGCAAGAUUAUGUUGACCGUUGCAUCAAGUGGCAUAGCUUUUUUACUACUACCUGGCGGUAGGACCGCUCACUCCCGAUUUACAAUGCCUCUCAACCUUGAUGAAUUCUCUACUUGCAACAUAAAGCAGGGAAGUGCUUUGGUUGAUUUAUUGAUAAAAGCUAAGCUUAUAAUUUGGAAUGAAGCUCCCAUGGUCAAUAAACAUUACAUCGAGAUGCUUGACAGAACAAUGAGAGACAUUCUUAGAUUUAAGGACACCAAAAGUGAAGAAAAACCGUUUGGAGGGAAGACUAUUGUAUUUGGUGGUGACUUUAGACAAAUAUUACCCGUUAUACCCAAAGGUAGUAGACUAGAAAUUGUUAGUGCAACUAUCAAUUCCUCAUAUAUUUGGAAUACAUGCCCAACUGAGCAGAGCAAUGACAUAUUAGCAAGCAUUCACACUCCUGAGUUCUUAAAUACAAUUAGAUGUUCAGGAGUGCCAAAUCAUGAACUUACUCUUAAAGUCAGAACACCAAUCAUGCUUCUAAGGAACAUUGAUCACUCGAUGGGGUUAUGCAAUGGUACAGGUUUGGUAAUAACAAACUUUGGCAAACACAUAAUAGAAGCAAAAAGUAUCACAUGCAAAAGUUGCGGUCAGAAAAUUUUUAUUCCAAGGAUGACACUAAGCCCAUUUGACCACAGGAUUCCAUUCAAGUUCCAACGAAGGCAAUUCCGUAUAACAGUGUCCUAUGCAAUGACAAUUAACAAAAGCCAAGGCCAAUCUCUGUCAAAAGUUGGAUUGAUAUUGAAAAAGCCUGUUUCCACACAUGGACAGUUGUAUGUUGCCGUUUCUAGAGUUACUAAUAGAAAAGGUCUCAAGAUUUAG
Molecule: messenger RNA, 1224 nt
Organism: Arachis ipaensis
Lineage: Eukaryota; Viridiplantae; Streptophyta; Magnoliopsida; Fabales; Fabaceae
Biological process (GO): DNA replication
Cellular component (GO): replication fork
Source: RefSeq, a predicted model, not a curated record